UGAAGUGCAGAAUACUUCCUUUUUAUAGAAUCUUUUGAAUCAUAUUUCAUCUUGUAAUGGAAGGGUUUCGGUUCGGGAUUUACAUGUCUGUCAUAUUCUUCGUUUCUUUUCACUUUGAACUUGUAACGGCAGUAAAACAAACAUCUGCAGUUAUUUUACAGGUUCAAUCAGUGCCAAACGGAGUGUCGUCUGCAAAAUUGAUAGAAUGCGCGUUUCACCUUAUGAAAUCAUCGGACAGUUCUUUCGUAAGAAUUGCUGAAGGAAGUAACGUUUGUGAACAACUAGCACGUCCUUCGUCGACGAGCUCAAAUUUCUUCGAGAAAGGCUUUGAAUACUUAGAAAAGUCUACAUUGUAUAACGUUUUCAAUGAAGAGGAUUCCUUCAAUGAGGGAAUUGCACAUUACAUAUACAAAGAAGUAAACAUUGGAGACAAAUUUGAUUUCGUGUUUCAUAUGUCGAAGUCAGACAAGUUGACAGUGUCGUUUAGAAACAUGGCAAAAACAGAUGUCGCUCUCAGACUCAAUGAUAAUUCAACGCAUUUAAGAUUGAUUACUAUUGAAGAUUCUAUUACAAUAGAAAGGAAAACACUUGCCUCUCCUUUCAAGGACUGUCAAAUCUACAAGAUCAGUUUUGAGGUACUUGAGCAUCACUGGAAGAUUACAAUAAACGGCGAAGUGUUGACAACAUUUGACCAUCACGGAUUGAUUACAUACAUCGAAAUGAUCCGUAUCAAGUUAGGACCUUCUGUCAACUAUCUGUCAAAGUAUUUCAACCCAAAGACACUGGUGUUCAGUGACCAUGUUUGGUAAAUUAAGUUAGUUUCUGUGAUGAAACUAUCAAAACAAGAGUUUUGUUAGGUGUUUUAAUAAACAAUUGAAAGAAAUAUAUCCGCUGAUACAUGGAUAUACUCACGUCAGAUAUCGAUAUUCGAUUUGAUUCAGUUCCACCCAUUGUUUUCUCUAUUAGGGUACAAAAAUUCAUUUACUUAGGGACCAUACAUCGCUUCUAUGAAACAGCACUAACGUGUCACAUUGUAGGUUCGUUCCAUGUUAUUCAUCUUAUGAACAAAUCUGCAGAUGUUUCUAAACUCAAAAGUUUACCAUUUCAUGUGUUUAAUUUGACCUUGAUUCAUACCAUUGUAAAUAGAAUGUUGCAAAAUAAUUUCACUAAAAACAGUCGGGAUCCGGGACUGUAGUAUAACUGUGAUCCAGAGAUUUUGAUUUCUGCCAUAGUUUAGCUUAAACAUAUUUUAUUUCAAACAUUUUAACACAAACAUAUUUUAUAUACAAUCAUUACUUACAUGAUAAAUAUACAAUGAUAAAAAAAAGAAUCAGAUCCGAAAUCAUAAAAUGCUUAUAAAGGUCUUUUCCUAACAUAAAAUUCAUUACUGUAAAUUUAGCGGUAUAUUUCAUGUUCAAACUAUAUCAUAAAAACCUUUUAUUGAUAAUGAACGUAGAAAGAUGAGGAAGGCAAAAGUGUCAGUUAAGAGCUGAAAGUAGAAAAUUUUAGAGUUGAAAUAAGUUAGAUAGGAAACUUUACUGUACUUCAGAACAUGAUUUUAUAAUAUUAUACAUGUACGAUCGAUUGUGUUUCUUUGACAAUAAUUGUUUAAACACUAGCUCGCUAAUACUUCAAUUGAAACUUUGAUUAAACGAAUAUAGAUCCUUAGUGUGAUUUUUGCAUGCCAAAUUACCGUCUUUGCAGACCGAUAUAAUCCUGAUAUUGUUGUUAUUAUUGAAUAUCAACCAUAACUUUUGAUCAACGUAAGCGUCAAUACUUUGUUUUAUUCAAAUUUUAGUAUGCAUUGCUUCUAGAUACGACACAUGUAUUCAGAUAAUUCGUUCAAUGUAUGAUAACAAUAUGAAAUUAAAACGUGAACUAAAUUCAGUUUA
Ruditapes philippinarum (Manila clam) is the source of this 1892-nucleotide messenger RNA. RefSeq lists its product as uncharacterized. The record is from RefSeq and is a predicted model, not a curated record. Gene Ontology annotation, molecular function: carbohydrate binding. The coding region runs from base 57 to 809 and encodes 250 amino acids. The transcript is spliced from 4 exons. NCBI's taxonomy places the organism in Eukaryota, Metazoa, Mollusca, Bivalvia, Venerida, Veneridae.